AUGCCAGCUCCAGCUCCAGUUAAAUCAUUAGACGGUCGUCUCAAGAUGAGAGAUGGUCAUUCCAUCCCUCAAUUCGGAUUGGGCGUAUACGAGAUGAACGAUCAAGAGGCUUAUGAUAGUACGAAAGCCGCUUUGGAUGCUGGUUAUAAACACGUUGAUACUGCUGAAUGGUAUGAGAAUGAGGAACCAUGUGGAAGAGCGAUCAACGAUUGGUGCAAACAAAGCAAUACCCCCCGAUCAGAAAUCUUCCUUACCUCCAAACUGAUGCACAACAAGACAUACGAGCAGGCCUCAGCGGAUAUCCGUAAAUCCCUCAAAAGAGCUCAGGUAGAUUCGUUCGAUCUGUACUUGAUGCACUCACCUAUUGGUGGACCGGAGAUCCGAAAGAAUAUCUGGAGAGCUUUGGUGGACGCUAAGAAAGAGGGUUUGUUGAAAUCUAUCGGAGUCUCGAACUUCGGUAAGAAGCAUAUUCAAGAGAUGAUUGAUCAAGGUGUCGAGCUGCCCGUGGUGAACCAAAUUGACUUACACCCUUUCAUGAGACAUCCUGAGAUUGUCGAGAUCUGCGAACAGAAUGAUAUCAUCCUUGAAGCUUGGGGACCCCUGGCAAGAGCCAUGCGAUUCGACCACCCUUCCAUCCAGAAAAUUUCAAAGGCUAAAGGUAGAGAUGUCGGUCAGAUUUUCUUGAGAUGGGGAUUACAGCAUGGAUUCAUCAUUAUCCCCAAAUCAGUCUCACCUAAGCGAAUUGUCUCUAACUCACAAAUCUUCGAUUUUGAGUUGAACGAAGAUGAGAUGAAAGAACUUGACGGUCUUGAUGAGUACCUUGUCACUGACUGGGAUGUCGUGGACGUCGAGUAA
Molecule: messenger RNA, 855 nt
Organism: Kwoniella botswanensis
Lineage: Eukaryota; Fungi; Basidiomycota; Tremellomycetes; Tremellales; Cryptococcaceae
Exons: 9
Coding region: 1-855 (284 amino acids)
Molecular function (GO): oxidoreductase activity
Source: RefSeq, a predicted model, not a curated record